GUAAGCACGGCAAGCAAAGCGCAGAAGUAGAAGAGCAAUAUAUGGCUACUUUUCCUUUAGCCUUAGUCGUCCCCCUUCUCCUCUUCUUCACUCUCUCCCCUCUCUCUUCUCACUGUGCUAAUAACAUCGAGUCAGGACUAGCUGUCCCUUCACCAGUCACCCCCAAGGCUGCCGCAAUCCAGUACUGGUAUGCCAAUGUUCGCAACAACAAACCUCCCCCGCACGUCUUUCUCUCAAAACUCUCCUCGCUGCCCCCUCUUGAGCUGCUCAUCACCGACUCCGACAACAUGAAAUCGUUCGAAGACGCGAAAAGAUUAGAAAACCUCUUUGAGGAGCGUAGGCACAAAGUCGUCCCGCCUCUUUCUUGGAACUGGAACAGCAACGACCCAAGCAAAGAACCAAAAAACCUCUAUGAGGAGCUUAGGCAGAAAAUACUGUCUCUCUGGAGCCGGGAUCAUAAAGGCCCAAGCAAAGAAUCAGAAGACCGAUAUGCGGAGCUUAGGCAGAAAAAACCACCAGUCACCUGGAACUGGGACAGCAGUAAAGAAGCAGAAAGCCUCUAUGAGGAGCUUAGACAGAAACUAUCGUCUCUCCGGAGCAGGGAUCACAACGGUCCAAGUAAAGAAUCAGAAGACCGAUAUGCGAAGCUUAGGCAGAAAAAACCGCCAGUCACCUGGAACUGGGAUAGCAGUAAAGAAGCAGAAAGCCUCUAUGAGGAGCUUAGGCAAAAAAUACCGUCUCUCCGGAGCGGGGAUCACAGCGACCCAAGCAAAGAAUCAAAAGACCGAUAUGUGGAGCUCAGGCAGAAAAAGCCGCCAGUCACCUGGAACUGGGACAACAGCAAAGAAGCAGAAAGUCUCUAUGAGGAGGCUAAGCAGAAAAUACCGUCUCUAUGGAACCAUGAUCACAGCGAUCCAAUCUGUGAGUUAGAUGUACUAUGCUUCUAUUGGAACGCUCUUCAAUAUAGGCAUCUACUACCUAUUGGAUCUUACUUUGUAGAAUCAGAAGACCGAUAUGCGAAGCUUAGGCAGAAAAAACCGUCAGUCACCUGGAACUGGGACAACAGUAAAGAAGCAGAAAGCCUCUAUGAGAAGCUUAGGCAGAAAAUAUCGUCUCUCUGGAGCAGGGAUCACAACGGCCCAAGUAAAGAAUCAGAAGACCGAUAUGCGAAGCUUAGACAGAAAAAACCGCCAGUCACCUGGAACUGGGACAGCAGUAAAGAAGCAGAAAGCCUCUAUGAGGAGCUUAGGCAGAAAAUAUCGUCUCUCCGGAGCAGGGAUCACAACGACCCAAGCAAAGAAUCAGAAGACUCAUAUGCGGAGCUUAGGCAGAAAAAACCACCAGUCACCUGGAACUGGGACAACAGUAAAGAAGCAGAAAACCAUGAGGGCCUUCAAAAAAAAUUAGAAAAGGAUGAUAAAAAUGGUUACAUCCAUACCGACACCGUUAUCGACCCACUCGGCGUCUACUUCAAAGUGAGUGAUUUGAGGCAAGGCAACAUAAUGCGUUUUGUUGACUUUAGAGACUACUUUCCACAGCAGUACUUCUUACCAAGGACCCUCGCCAGCAAGAUGCCCUUCAACUCCGCUGCUGCCAUAAAAAAGAUGUUCCACAUUAUGCCAGCUGAUAUAGCAAGCAAGAAUGUGGACUUCACUGUAAAACACUGCAAUAUGCCACCAAAGUUCCCAGGAGAGAUAAGGCAGUGCAUCAUGUCGGCAGAGGACUUGAUCGACUUCGUGAUCAAGGGUUUGGAGACCGAUAACAUCGAAGCACGGAGCACCGAGAGCACCAGGGGGUGUAGUCGUGAUGUUUUGAUCGGGGGUGUGAAGCUCGUGAGCGAAGGUAAUGCAUUGAGUUGCCACCAGGUAGAGUUUCCCUACUUGGUUUACCAUUGCCAUGUAGUUUCCAAGACCAGGGCCUAUGAGGUGGAGAUAUUGGAUGUGGAGAGCAAGGAGAAGAUUAACCAUGCGACUGUCACGUGUCACAUGGAUACCUCGAUGUGGACCCCAACACACGAAGCGUUCAGAGCGCUCAAAUCUGAGCCCGGCAAGACCGAAGUCUGCCACUUCAUCUCCAAAUGGGACAUUCUCUGGACCUCUGCUGCUGAUGUAGUUAUUCCUGAAGCUUAGUAAAUGAAUGGUAGUUUAACCGUCAUGCAUAUAUACAUGCUCAUGUGGAUGGGCGUGCGUGUGUGUUGUAAGAUCUAUGUCUGUGCAUGCGUGGAUGUUGUGAGCUGUAAUAAUGCUUUACUUUACAAGCAACACAACCGUUAUCUUUUAU
This is a messenger RNA of Asparagus officinalis (garden asparagus), 2280 nucleotides long. Its product is annotated as BURP domain-containing protein 9-like. The record is from RefSeq and is a predicted model, not a curated record. The transcript has 9 exons. Lineage: Eukaryota; Viridiplantae; Streptophyta; Magnoliopsida; Asparagales; Asparagaceae. Bases 42 to 2129 code for a protein of 695 amino acids.